Eruca vesicaria subsp. sativa (arugula) is the source of this 237-nucleotide messenger RNA. The record is from the annotation of a GenBank genome assembly. NCBI's taxonomy places the organism in Eukaryota, Viridiplantae, Streptophyta, Magnoliopsida, Brassicales, Brassicaceae.
AUGGAAAGUAGCAUAGACUUGAAGAUGAAGGAGUUUGUUGUAAAAGACUGGGACUCAAACUUCCAGUUUGGUUUCAACAAAGGCACGCAAGAGACUAGAGAGCACUACGAGCGCUACGAAGGUAUGAAGACAAAAUAUGCAGAAGAGAUAGAGGUUGAGAAGCUCAAUGCAAAGAUUGAGGUCAUAGUCCAGGUCGAGAAGGUUUUUGGACAUAUUAAAGAGAAAAAAAAGGCUUGA